GGAGAUACAGGUUACCUGGCGAUAUUUCUAAAGACCAUAAAAGCCCUUUUAACCCUCAUUUUGCUUAUUCAAAUAUUUAUCCAGUAACAUUAGCUCGAUUCCACCUUAGAAACCCCGUCUAGUAUUAUACGGUCACGCAUAUCAAUCACAUCACAAGCAUUGCAAUCCAUUGACCAUUCAGACACCAAUCCGUUUAUAACCCUCACCUUUCCGUCGCAUAUCCCCAUUCAUGUCUGAGACUCCGCUUUUAAAAGACCUCGCCUCGUACACGGAGUCCUCCGACCUUCCCACCUCGUUGGACCAGCCUGUUCGUACGCCCUCAGACUCUCAGGAUACCUCUGACGUGGUUUCCUCGAGUCCUCAGUACAAUCUUCUGCGGAUCCUUCCCGCGCUCUGGAUCGGAACCUUCCUCUGCGCGCUCGACGGUACCAUCGUCGCCAACACCAUGGCCUCCAUAGCAUCCUCCUUCGAACAAGAACACAUGGUUUCCUGGGUCGCGACGCUGUAUCUCCUCACUAACACCGCAUUCCAACCACUCUAUGGCCGGGUUUCAGACAUUGUCGGCCGCAAGCCGGCGUUACUCUUCGCGCAGUUCUGGUUCGGGCUCGGCUGCAUUCUCUGCUGCUUCGCACGCUCUGUGCCGCAGUUUGCAAUCGCACGCGGUAUCGCUGGUGUUGGUGGGGGCGGCCUCCCCGCCCUCCUGUCAAUUAUUGUCAGCGAUAUGGUUUCGCUCCAGGAACGUGGCUUGUACCAGGGCUACUCCGGUAUUGUAUUCUGUGUCGGCCAAGUCUUGGGAGGCCCUCUUGGCGGCCUCUUGGUUCAAACCAUCGGCUGGCGCUGGAUGUUUGCAGUCCAGGUUCCUUUGGUUAUUGUGUGUUUUAUUCUCUGCUACUUGUAUGUGAAUAUCGAGCUUCACCACGAGGCUGGAACUAAGGACAAAUUCAGCCGCGAAAACCUCCGCCGUAUUGACGUUGGCGGUGCCCUUUCCCUUGUCACCGCCAUUACUAGUGUGUUAUUUCUCCUCAGCUCCAAGCUUCCCCAAUUUACAGUAAUUGUCCUUUCGCUUCUCCUGCUCGUGUCUCUUGCGGCGUUUAUCUACAUUGAAAGAUCUGCGGCCGAACCAAUCAUCCCUCCGCAUUUGUUCAAGGGCUCUCUCGGUUUGACAGCGUUGAUGGCGGGCUUUGGCACCAUGGCCCUCUAUAGCGGCUUGUUCAUGGUCCCGAUGUAUCUCCAGGUCACCCAGGACUUUACCCAGACUCAGUCCGGGGGGCUAAUUGCGUUCGCGGUGGUGGCCACUGCUAUCGGGCCGCUCAUAGUGGGUAAAGCCCUCAACACCUCCGCUGGCGCCUCCCCUGAAGACGCAGACCACGCUACAAUGCUCCAAGCGAAGCGUAUCGCGCUCUGGAGCGUUUUCCUAGAAAUAAUCGGCGCUCUGAUACUCGUGAUAACGGAGUUUUCCCUCCCAGUGCACUUCCCAGGCCAUGGGGCGAUGCCUCUUUCGGGUAAAGCCUUCCUUGCGCUCGGCCUAAUCCUCUGUGGGUUUGGGUUUGGCUCUUUUCUCCUUGCGUUGUUGAUCUUUGUUAUUGCUAAGGUCGGCAAGCGUGGUCAGGCUCCCGCCACCGGCAUGAACUACCUCUUCAGAGCCGUAGGAAGCGUUGUGGGUGUCGCGAUUGCGCUUUCGGUGUACAAUGCCCUCGUGGUGCCGCGGUUGGAGACGUAUUUGACAGGGGUGCACGGAGGCAAGAAGGUGAUGAAACGGUUACUCAAGGACACCGGAUAUCUCAAGACUGGUGGGUUGUCGCAGAAGGUGCGCACUGAUUUAACGGAAAUAUACAAGUUUGCCUUGGCUGGGGCUUUGGUUCCAGGCGUGGUGUUCGCGGCCUUGGCCUGUGUCUGCGGUGUAGCUCUCUAUUGGUGCUAGAGAUCUAAAACUCGGACGCCUUCCCACUUUUAAUUAUUAUGGGAAAUCGGUGAUGAGUUCAUUGUGCAGCAUCACUGAUACAUUUAUUGGUGAGUGUCACCACCAAAAUCGGCACUAGCUGAUAGUUCUUCUGCCCUUUGGGGCAACGUUAUGACUACUAGUGACCUAUGUUAAUUACAAUGGCCUAGAUACGAAUAUAUUAAUGUUCAACACCGUAUUAAAGGUACUAUUUAAGCAGGCUGUAAUCGUUGGCUGAUAUCCCCUUGGCUCUGAUCAGGCGAUGUUCUAAACUCCUCCUCCUUUAUCUGAUAUAAUGGUAUUUAGUAGUGCCUACUAUGUAUACCACACUAAGUAUCUAAUACAUUAUAUGGA
Babjeviella inositovora NRRL Y-12698 is the source of this 2293-nucleotide messenger RNA. RefSeq lists its product as uncharacterized. The transcript has a single exon. Gene Ontology annotation, cellular component: fungal-type vacuole membrane. Gene Ontology annotation, biological process: transmembrane transport; basic amino acid transport. Gene Ontology annotation, molecular function: basic amino acid transmembrane transporter activity. Lineage: Eukaryota; Fungi; Ascomycota; Pichiomycetes; Serinales. The record is from RefSeq and is a predicted model, not a curated record. Bases 230 to 1921 code for a protein of 563 amino acids.